AUGCUCUUCCUUAACUAUUCAUAUUCUGUUGUUCAUAUUUCAUCUUCAUCGUUUUCCUCAAACCCCAAAAACCAAAACAAACCCACUUCCCUUCCAAUUUCCAACACCAACUCUCAUUCUCAUCACGGUGAUGUUUCCGUCAAAUUCAAAUCCCCAACACCUCCAUGGAUGAGUGCUCCUCUUCUCCAACCCAAAGACCUUCCCAAUUUCUCUCCACACCCCAGUUCCAAUGUCGAAAAACGCGACCUUUCAGAUAAAUCUCUAACCGGUAAAGAAGUUAAAGGCAAAAAAGCCUUGAAGAAAAUUGCCCACAAAGUUAAGAAGCUUCACAAGACUGAAACUCAAAUGGGUUCUAAAAAAGUUGAAAACUUUGGGGCUUGUUUGGAGAGUUUGAUGGAGGGUGAGAAGGUUGUGACUAAGAGUAGAAUGCCAUGGGAGAAGGAUGAAAAUAUUGAUUUUUUGAAGGUGAGAAAGGAAAAAAUUGUAACUAGUGCGGAUUUGGCUGUUGAUAAGACGUUGCUUCAAAGGUUAAGGGGUGAGGCUGCAAAAAUGAGGAUUUGGGUCAAGGUUAAGAAAGCUGGUGUUACACAAGAUGUUGUGAAGGAAAUUGAAAGGACUUGGAGGACAAAUGAACUUGCUAUGGUUAAAUUUGAUAUCCCUUUAUGUAAAAAUAUGGAUAGAGCUAGAGAAAUUGUUGAGACAAAGACUGGAGGCUUGGUUGUAUGGAGUAAGAAGGAUGCUCUGGUGGUUUACAGAGGCUGCAACUAUCAGUUGACUUCUAAAGGUUCUCCAAAGAUCUAUACCGAUUAUAUUCCUAGUCAAAGAACAAAUUCUUAUGAAACGAGCGAGGUGCAAUCAGCCACCAAAGAUGAUCAUUACCUGGUUGAAUCCGACCGAACUACAAGUGAGAUACUGAGCAGGAAUGCUGAUCAUAAGGAUUCUCAAUCAACUGACGUCCAUGGUGUGAAUUACCAACCGACCAGCGGAUCAUUGUAUGAGAGGGAAUGUGAUAGAUUAUUGGACGGCUUAGGACCUCGAUUCAUUGAUUGGUGGAUGAACAAGCCGCUUCCGGUAGAUGCUGACUUACUUCCAGAAGUGGUUCCUGGAUUUGAGCCCCCAUUUAGGCUUUGUCCGCCUCAUACUAGUGUAAAACUAACUGCCGGUGAACUAACAUACUUCAGAAAGAUUUCGCACCCUUUACCAACUCAUUUUGUUCUUGGAAGAAACCGAGGACUUCAAGGCUUAGCGGCUGCUAUCUUAAAGUUGUGGCACAAGAGUCAUAUAGUGAAAAUUGCUAUCAAGUACGGAGUUCAGAAUACUGACAAUGAAGCAAUGGCCAAUGAACUGAAGCGUCUCACCGGAGGAGUUCUAUUAUUGCGCAACAAGUUUUAUAUAUUACUCUAUAGGGGAAAAGAUUUCCUUCCAAAAAGAGUUGCAGAUUUGGUAGAAAAGAGAGAAUUGGAGCUUAAAAGUUGUCAACUUCACGAAGAAGUUACUCGAUUGAAAGCAAUUCAAGCCUUUUCUUCUAUCGGAGAAUUUCAACUGCCGCAAGAUACUAGUACAAGUGGAAGUUUGACAGAAUAUAUGGAAAUUCAAAAUAAGCAUGAGAACAUAAAAGAAGUCGAUGUAGAUUUAAACGUUCCACUGGAAGCAGAAAUAUAUAGAUUGGAGAAGGAAUUGAAAGAGCAACAGCAUAAAGCUUUCAUUCUUAACAAGAAAAUAGAGAGAUCAUCAAUAGAAUUAUCGAAGAUAAAUGCUGCAUGGAAACCUUCUGGAGAAGAUAUAGACUUGGAAAUAAUGACAGACGAGGAAAGAGAAUGUUUCCGAAAGAUGGGAUUGAAGAUGAGAAGUUGCCUAGUUCUUGGAAGGCGAGGAAUCUUUGACGGCGUAUUGGAAGGACUGCAUCAGCACUGGAAACACAGAGAAGUAGCGAAGGUCAUAACGAUGCAGAGACUACUCAGUCGGGUCAUCUACACUGCACAGUUUAUAGAAAGAGAGAGUGGCGGAAUUUUAGUUUCAGUUGAUAAACUAAAAGAGGGACAUGCUAUUAUUAUUUACCGCGGUAAAAACUAUAGUCGGCCUAAAGAAAAGAUCGCGAAAAAUCUUCUAACCAAAAGAAAAGCAUUGCAAAGGUCUCUUGAAAUGCAAAGAAUUGGAUCAUUGAAGUUUUUUGCUCAUCAGAGAGAGAAGACAAUCUCUGAUUUGAAGAUGAAACUGGAAACUCUUCAGCAGGGAAAGGAAAUUGAGGUGAGAGAAUUUGAAAACUAA
Molecule: messenger RNA, 2268 nt
Organism: Lathyrus sativus (Indian pea)
Lineage: Eukaryota; Viridiplantae; Streptophyta; Magnoliopsida; Fabales; Fabaceae
Source: the annotation of a GenBank genome assembly